UAUCUCAAUACAGUGUUCUUUUCCCAAAACUAUAAUCGUGUUACGACCAGGGUGGACUAAGUUUUGUAGACAUUACCCUUUACCAAAGUUGCGUUGUUUUGGAGCGCAAGGUCGAAUUGAGUUAUUGCACACGCGUACUUCACAGAAUAGGCGUUCGCUACUGGAAAUAUGCAAAUACAUGCUAGAGCGCGCCAAUAGGAUCUCACUAGCUCGUGCUUGCCUCUGCCCUUCAAACUUGCCUGUUCUGCCCACUAUGAUUCAUUUGUUCCCAUUGGAAACGACAGGCUGUGGUUUGUCUUGGGUUAGUUAUCUUUGGAUAAAUUGCAAUAUGGCGACGCCCAUGCACAGAGUUAUUGCUCGUCGACAAGCGGAGGCAAAUAAACAACAUGUUCGGUGUCAGAAAUGUUUGGAGUUUGGACACUGGACAUAUGAGUGCAUUGGUAAACGAAAAUACCUUCACAGGCCAUCAAGAACAACAGAAAUGAAAAAGAAACUGAAAGAAAAUGAAAAUAAACAGGUCAAUACCACAGGACCAGGAAAGGAGGACUCCAGUGAGAAAAAAAUUAAGAAGAAAAGGUCAAAGGAUUCAAGUGGUAGUAGCAGCAGUGAUUCUGACAGCUCUUCCAGUGACUCAUCGUCUGACAGUAGUGAUUCCUCAAGCUCUUCGUCGGAUGACAGUGAUGACAGUUCUAGCUCCUCUUCCUCUAGCAGCUCAAGCAGCUCGGGUUCCGAUUCAUCUGAAGGUAGCGACUCGGAUCAAGGUCCUCCCAAGAAGAAAAAGAAGAAGAAAUGAAGGCUGAGCUGUAUUGUGUUCCACCAUGGCAUUAACCUGAGCUAAACUCGGACCCUUUAGCUGUUAAGGAGCUGUCUUAAAAAUGAUAUGGUGUAAAUUGUAAUCAACAAGCAGUGAGGUAUUCAGCAUUUGUCAGAAUGUGUUCUCUCCCCUGCAUUAACCCCCCUGUAAAGUCAGUGGAAAGGUGUGGUCAUAUCUCAACUUGGUCUCAAAACAAGUUAGGAAAUUUAUCUAGAUUAAAAUUGAGAAAUGUAUGUGCUUCUUACAUGUUGUAGUUCCUUACUUUCUAAUGUUUUUGAGUGACUCCAUACAUGUACAGCUAUGUAUCUACUGUUAUGACUUUUGCUACUGAAAGAUAUGUAACAAAUACUUUUUUGGGGGGGGGUGGGGGCUGCUGCAGCAGCUGUAGACACAUUUACUCAUUCAUUUUCCUUUUCAUAUUCUUUCUAGUACGAUUCCAGAAACAUUACCAGCCCAGUAAAGCUUGGCUUUGGUUGUUUUGUGAAGUGUGUUAUUGAUUUUGGCAUCCUUUUGAUAUGUUGUUGACAUUUACAUUUACAUUUAAGUCAUUUCAACUUCCCAUUUUAAGGACAUUUGUAUGGUCUCUUUUGUUAGGCACAGCCUAAUUGUGAUCAUGCCAAUGUAUGCCUGCCACCCGUAAGUUGGUCAUGCUUUAAACUUUUUUUUUUUACCUAGUGUCACAGCAUUGAAUAAUUUAAAUAAAAAGUCAGUUGCAAGUGUA
Oncorhynchus gorbuscha (pink salmon) is the source of this 1535-nucleotide messenger RNA. RefSeq names its product zinc finger CCHC domain-containing protein 10-like. Lineage: Eukaryota; Metazoa; Chordata; Actinopteri; Salmoniformes; Salmonidae. Bases 179 to 793 code for a protein of 204 amino acids. The transcript is spliced from 4 exons. Gene Ontology annotation, molecular function: nucleic acid binding; zinc ion binding. The record is from RefSeq and is a predicted model, not a curated record.